GUAACACACGAUCAUUUUUGUCUCAAUUAUGCAAUGCUUGCUCAUUUGUUGAAUGGGAAGAAUUUUAAGUCAGAGAAUUGCAGGGAUCUUUGGAGGAUAACACGUUUCACAUGCUGAGAAAUGGAGGAAUGAUGUCCGGCGACAAAAACUUAGGUAAUUGACAAUCAUGUAUGUGGGCACCCUGAACGCUGAUCUUUCGGAGUUGAGGCCUAUCUCGAGGGGAAUGUUGAUGGCCCCUAGGAUCCGGAGCUCCCAGUGCUGCCUGUCCCAGAGUAGGGAUUCCAGAGCCAGUGAUCUCAGAUCUGACUCUGCUACUUCAGUCCAGUCUGUUGCAGAUGAAGACCUAACACUGACAGACAUUGAGAGAAUGUUUGUUCAGAAGGUCGAGGACAAGAAAGAGGACUUAAAGGCAGCCUUUCAAGCAUUUGACACGGAAGGAAACUACACCAUCACCAAAGGGGAAUUCAGGCGUGUCAUUGAGCAUUUUCUUAUCACCCUCACUCAGGCCCAGUUUGAAGUGCUGCUAACCAAGGUUCCAAAGAGAGCAAAUGGCAGUGUAGCCUAUAUGGAAUUCCUCAGAAAAUACUGCAAGAUUUCAUCAGCUAAGCAGAGAAUCCCCAACAUUUGUGAGAAUCAACAAAACCAGACCUUGGGGGAACUACAGUGCAACCUAAAAGAUAAGAUUGGAAGCAACUUGAAGAAUGUUACACGAGCUUUCCGCCUAUUUGACUUCAAUCUUGAUGGGCAGAUUCAGCAGCAUGAGUUCAGAAGAGUCUUGGAGGCGUACUGCUUUCCUCUCAGUGACCAGGAUUUUCAGAGACUUUGGUCUCACUAUAGAACUAGCAAUACAGAGACGGUAUUCUACAAGGAAUUUCUUGAAAGACUUGGUAUUGACUGUGAAAAUUAUCACAAGAAAACACCAGAGUGUGUUCAGCAAGCUUUGAACUGGGAUAUCUGUGAUCAAAUGAGAAGAACAAACCGAAGUAUAAAAAUGGCUUGGGCUGACACAGAUAGGAAUGGAGAUAACUUUGAUGAAAUCCAGACAAAAUUUCUGAAAAAAAUGAGCAUGAACUACAAUCUUGUUCAGAAGGCUCUUCAUGCAUUUGAUAUCACUGGAAGUGGUUUGAUUUCUCCAGAGGAUCUCAAAUCAGUCCUCAGUAGUUUCAUUUUUCCUAUGAAUGAGCGAAUUUUCAGUGGGCUUUUAAACAGGCUUGGAGUGAAAGCUACAGAGCCCAUAUCCUGGAGCCAGUUUCUAGCCUUAUUCCAAGAUAGGCAGCAGCCCUUGUCAGAAAGGAAGUGGACUGCGCCCAUAAUGCCCGGUGUUGAGGGAAUCUUGCCAAAGCUCCAGCAUCAAGUUCAGCAGGUUCACACUCUACUUAAACGGGGCUUUCAGAUCUUUGAUGAGAAUAAAACUGGAGUCCUUCCAUGGGGUGAGCUGCGGAGAGUGGUUGAAGGCCUCACCUUUCGUCUGACAGAUGAGCAAUUCAAAGGCCUUGUUGAUCUUCUAGAUCCUGAAUGUUCUGGAGUUAUCAAUUACGGCCAAUUCAUCGAGCUUUGUCAGAAUCAUACAAAAUCAAGACCAAUGACAGCAGUGCAGCGACAAGCAGUGUUUGGUCUGCAGGAAAUGCACAAGCAAAGGAAUUAUUUGAGAGGGAGGAGUCUAACUGAUCAGAGCCCAGUGUCCUCCGUUUCCAUUCAUACAUGGAACACGGUGGAGACCAUUUUGAGGGACAGACUGUCAGAACAGCUGGAUGCAGUCCUGAAUCUUCUUGACCAACUUGACCAUACCCAAAAUGGAACUGUCAAUUCUGUGGAACUCAAAAGGGUUGUUCAGCAAUAUGGAUUGCCUGUAUCUGACAGUCAUUUUGAAAAGCUGUGUGUAAACUUCAAAGACUCUGGAGGGAUCAAUUAUAAGCGGUUCCUGAAGGGCUUAGGCAUUCAGAAUAUCAGUGCUGAAGACAGAAGUACUCAUGGCUCCCUGAGCCUUUUCCAGAGGACUGGAAGUGCUUAUCAUGCUCACCUCAAGAAACUCAAGGGACAGGCAUUACAGGAUGUUGUCCUUAAGAAACUCAAAAAUGGCCUGGAUGGUCGUGGAGUAAGCCUGCAGGACUGUCUGAAGAUGUCAGGAGGAGGCCCAAAAGCAACCCUCACUCUUGCAGAUUUUAGUAAGAUUCUAGAUGACUGCAGGAUUAUGCUGGACAAACCACAAUUUCAAACUCUCACUCAAGCUCUUGGGUUUCACAACGGACAAAUAUCACACUUUGACUUAGUUGGCAAAUUUGAAAAAAGCACAGCCAAGGAGAGAAAUCACAAGAUAGAAAGGGAAAAUUUGGAAGGGAUGCCAUCCAGCCUCAUUUCAGCGGAAGAAUGUCUGCAGCAGCUCAAGAAGAAAAUUAAAGAUUUUCAUGGGGAUGCCCUCUCUGCUUUCCGUGUGAUGGAUAAAAACCGCGAUGGUCUGGUCAGCUGGAGGGAUUUCAGGCCACUGUUUGACAGUCUCCAAUUUGUCAUCAAGGAGAAGGAGUACCAACGGCUUUUAGACCUCAUGGGAUUUCAAAAUGGUGCAACACUGAACUAUGCAGAGUUCUUCGACAUAGUCCAUCGCAAUAGCAAGGAGGAAGCAGCCAUUUUAUCAAUCAAAAAAUCUGGGAGUGGAGAACCUUGUGACAGUGUGGGACAUCCAUCUAGACCUGAUUGGUUGCUUGAUUUAGCAUGUGAACAAGUUCAUGCUCAUCUGGUAGCAGACAUACGUCAUCGCUGGCAUGAGAUUUCAAAGGAUCUCUGCCACUUUAAUGAAGAUGGUGAAGCCAUUAUCCAUAAAAUAGGUUUAAGACGUCAUCUCUUCAAGUACUCUUUACCAAUCACGCCCAGAGACUUUGAGAAACUGUGGAUGAGAUAUGAUAAAGGAGGGAAGGGCUACCUGACCCAGACAGAGUUCUUUGAGAUGCUACACAUCGUGCCUGAGGGACAGGACCAUUUGUUAGAACCUCCAAUUACAGAAGGAGAGCUGGAUACUCAACUGGAGCAACACGUGGACAGAGAGGCAUCCCCACCCUGCAGGGAUGUGAUCUCACAGGACCUCAGACAUUCAGUCCAGUCUCCCCAGAGUGUUGAAGAUCUAAGUCCAGACAGAGCCGUGCAAAGAAUCAGAGAGGUUGUAACUGCUGCCCCUGAUCAUCUUCAUAAGGCCUUUUCAGCGUUUGAUAAGACGGGACGUGGAGUUGUUUCACCACUGGAGUUUCGACGAGUCUUGGACCACUUCUGCUUUAGGCUGUCUGAUCGGCAAUUUAACCACUUACUGAUGAAGCUGAAGGUCAGAGAGGAGGGAAAUAGCAUGGUGAACUGGAGACAGUUUCUUGAGACGUUUCAGUUCAACAGGGAAGAGACAGCAGAAGAAUGGCUGGAAAAAUUAGAGAAGGUUCACUUCCCCAGUCAAGCCCGUCCACUGUCCAUCAAUGAGAUCCUGGAACGAGUUAAAGACGUAGUGUCGACCCGUCUCUAUGUGAUCACCAAAGAGAUGGUGGCCCUUGAUUAUGCUCACAUUAACACGAUCUCCAAACAAGACUUCAAGCAGAUCUGUGAUCGACAUGUCAUGAGGCUCACCAGUGAGCAGUUUGAGAAUUUGUGGAACAUUUUGCCAGUCAACGCUUAUGGUAACCUGGACUUCCAUGAGUUUCUGACUAAGUUCAGUGGGAAAGAGCGUGAUGAUCAUGUUCCUCAAGAGGGGCAAGGAUCCACAUCGCCAGCACCUUUAUCACCUGACUCUAAAGCAAGCAUCCUCAAACGUCCUAAAACUGCCUCCUGCUCCAUCAGAUCUAACAAGGCAACGGAGGUCCCUAAACAGCAUAAGCGGCCACAUUCAGCGGGGGCGAAGACGGCAUCUUCACUAAAUGGAGAGACUGUGAACAGGAGGGUUAGAUGCCAGAUUCAUAGCUGCUGGAAGAUUAUCCAGAGGAGGUGCAGGGAGGUGGACCCUGAUAGACGUGGGGAGAUUGAAACUGGAACCUUUUUAGGUAUCAUGGAGGAUCUCCGUAUCCAGAUGACUCCACUGGAAUUUGAGCAGUUGAUGGCAAAAUAUGACCUUAAGAGUAAUGGAUGCAUUCGUUACUCGGACUUCCUGCGUCACUUUGUCCUCCCACAUAGACCUCUGGCCACCAGUUUGCUUAGCAGGAAUAAACUCCAACUUCCAAAGAUGCCAUUGAAUUCUGGACCGCUGACCACUCAGUGUGCAGAGGCCAUGCUUAGGAUAUAUGGCCCUGUUAAACAAUUUUGGAGAUCCAUAAGGCAGUCCUUUGUGUCUUUUGACAAAGACCGCAGUAGAAAGAUUUCUCUCCAAGACUUCAGAAAAGUUCUAAGGCAUUACAGUGUUAACCUAACAGAGGAAGAGUUCUUCCAUGUCACUUCUUUCUUUGACAAGGACAUGUCGGGGAAGAUAUCUUACAAUGAAUUUCUUAGCACUUUCCUGGGAUGAAGUCAAAUAACCAUUUAGAGAUGAAUAGAGUUUAUGAAUUAUGUCUGUGGUUUGAUUAGAAAGACUAGUUCUUGGGAGUUAUAAGAUUUAGUUUUGUACUACUUUUGUACUUUGAUGAUUUUUCCAAAGCUGUUUUUAAGAUCACAGUGCCUUAAUAAACAGCUUGAAUAUUGGCU
Messenger RNA from Alosa alosa (allis shad), 4644 nucleotides. RefSeq names its product EF-hand calcium binding domain 6 (gene efcab6). Lineage: Eukaryota; Metazoa; Chordata; Actinopteri; Clupeiformes; Clupeidae. The transcript is spliced from 30 exons. The coding region runs from base 167 to 4468 and encodes 1433 amino acids. The record is from RefSeq and is a predicted model, not a curated record. Gene Ontology annotation, cellular component: nucleoplasm. Gene Ontology annotation, molecular function: calcium ion binding.